Messenger RNA from Adineta ricciae, 1968 nucleotides. The record is from the annotation of a GenBank genome assembly. Lineage: Eukaryota; Metazoa; Rotifera; Eurotatoria; Adinetida; Adinetidae.
AUGACUACAACUGCAUCGAAUUCACCGAUCAAUGAUCGAUGCAUCACAUGUUUAUCGUCAUUUGGCAUUCAAGUAGAACGAGUACCAUGCAAAUGUAUAAAUAUUAAAUGUGGUCGACAAUUCUGUGCUCAGUGUAUAAAUCAAAUCCAAGCCUAUAACGGAAAUGAACGACCGUUUCGAUGUAUGUACUGUUUACAAGACUAUCCGAAUAAUUCCUUACCCGAAGAGAAUCAACCGCUUAUCGUCCAGCUAUGGAAUGAAAUUAGAAUGAAAUACAAUAUUAAACAUACACAGAAUUUGUUGUUAAAUUCAUGCCAUUGGUCGGAUUUAAGCAACGAUAUUGAUUGUAGACGACGACACUUAAUGAAUCUAAUCACAUUAUAUAAACGUUUCUGUGGCCGAACGCAGUAUCUUUUCACUGCUGAAAAUUUUGUCAAUCAACUUACAGAACUUUUCCAUAGUUUAAAUGAAAACAGUGAUAAUCAUCUACAGAAAUGUAAAGAUAUGUACCAACAACUUAUUUCGGCUAUUGUUGUUAAUGAGAAUGAUAUUGGAGUAAUGUACAUUAACCUUUGUGAACGUUUACAGUUAGAUAUAUCCGAAGCUGAAUAUUGCAGCAUGUUCCCGAAGAUUAACACAAAAAUGAAUGAAUGGCUACAUGAACAGGAUUCAACAAAGGAAUUUCAAUCGAAAAUCCUCGAUUUAUUUCAAGCAAUGGAACAGGAUCUCAUCAAUCAAUGGAGAAAUCCUUACUUAGCGACACGAACUAAAAUUGGUGUGAUCGGAUUUACCGGUGUUGGGAAAAGUUCACUCAUCAAUUAUCUACUUGGCAUUAGAUGCUUCGCUAAUGAUGAUGCUGCACCCGUUUCGACAACAAGAAGUACUUAUUUUCCAUUACAAUUUGAUAAGCAAGAACCUUUACUAUCUCCGUAUGACCCACAGAAGAAGACCUUGGUGACUUUUAUAGACAUUCCAGGUGUCGACAAGGAUAACUAUUCGUUAAAGGAUGUUGGAGACGAAGACGAUGUUUAUUUAGAUGAAAUCCGGAAAGCAGACUGUGAUGUUUACAUUCUUGUUUACAAUGAAGCAUUACAUAUUCAAGAAGAAGAUUGGAUAAGUUAUAUUGAGGAAUGUUUGAAACGGCAAUGUGUUCUCGUACGCUCCAAAGUGGAUACUACAUGCGUAACAACAUCUAACAUUGACAUUGAACAAUUACGUCUGAAGAACCGAAUGAAGUCGCAACCUAAUUUUUUGGUUGCGUGCGAUCCUUCUUCAGAUGUUUAUGACAUGAUGUCGUUUGAUAUGCCGCUUUUAAUGAAAGAACUAGGCCAUCUAGCGUACGAUACAUGUUCGAACCGAAUUCAUGCGCUUGCUCAUCGUACAAUUGCACGUGCUAUCAACAUAAUUUUCCGUCGCGGUUAUGUGCUCAACGUGAUGAGAUAUAAGAUAGCUGCUGGGUUCGCAUCUAUAAUACCGUUCGGUGAUCAAUUACCUCGUUAUCUAUCUCGUGAGAAUAUUCGUGACGUAUUCGGUAUUAAUAAUAAUCUUUGGCAAUAUCUGGCACCAUUCCAUCUGAUUGUUCGCAAUUAUCAGUUACAAACUUCAGCGUAUAAAGAAUAUGUCGAAGUUCAACACAUACAAACGAAUUCGAAAUUCGAUUCGAAAUGGGUCGGAAGGACAGCUGGGGCGGCGUUAAUUGUUGGUGGUGGAUUAGCAGAUGACAUUCUUCGAGUAGCAGCUCCAGCUGCCACUGUCCUAUCAGGAGCUGCACGGACAGUAUUCACAGUAGCUACCAUCGGUAUCGGUGCUGUUAUUUCAGCCGGAGUUUCUGCUUGGUCAGCAGUCGAUAGUGGUAAGCAUAUAUUUAGCUAUAUCAAUCGAGUCUGUGAUGAUACUAUUAUGAUCGCUGAUCCAUUAAUCGCAACAAUCAUAGAACGCGAACGAGAGAAUACGUUCGGUCAAAAUUAA